This is a messenger RNA of Trichosporon asahii var. asahii CBS 2479, 1275 nucleotides long. Its product is annotated as eukaryotic translation initiation factor 2B subunit 2. The transcript is spliced from 3 exons. Gene Ontology annotation, molecular function: guanyl-nucleotide exchange factor activity; translation initiation factor activity. The coding region runs from base 1 to 1275 and encodes 424 amino acids. Gene Ontology annotation, cellular component: eukaryotic translation initiation factor 2B complex. Gene Ontology annotation, biological process: translational initiation. Lineage: Eukaryota; Fungi; Basidiomycota; Tremellomycetes; Trichosporonales; Trichosporonaceae. The record is from RefSeq and is a predicted model, not a curated record.
AUGGCGUCUGAGGCUCUCCAAAUUGUGGGAUCGCGAAAUGUCGCCCUCGCAACUGCAGCGCUUAUUCAGAACGUAGUCCGGUCGGUCAAGUACACGACGAUUGACGAGCUGCUCGCCGUCAUCCGGAGUAUCGGCAAGCGGCUCAUCGACGCGAACCCGAAGGAGUUGGCCAGCGGGAACAUUGUGCGCCGCAUCAUCCGUCUGAUCAGGGAGGAGUACCGUGCCGCCGCCGCCGCGCACCGUUCGCAGCCUCCCUCGAUCCCCGGCACUCCGGGAGCUGGCGCUUACUCUCCAGCCAUGUUCAACGGCCCCGCGCACUACUUCGGUGCCCAGAGCCCCGGCUCCGCCCCCGGUUCUGGCGGCAUCACGCGGCAGGCGUCUCUGUCCAACUUCGUCGCAAUGCGGCACAACAAGGUGCAGUUUGAGCGCUCGGCGACUGGAGCCGGCAGCGUGCUGGACCUGAGCCAGAGCACGUCGGCUCUGUUCGCGACGCCGCCGCGUGUCGUGCAGAACAUGCAGCGCGAGCGCCAGGCUAGCUCCGGUGGAAUGGACUGGGACGAGGCGCAGGCGCGCGAGCGCGACGAGUUUGCGCGCCAGGCGUCCAAGCUCAAGCCGGUCCUGAUCCAGGCCAUUGACGAGGUUAUCAACGAGCUCGAGACGACGCACGAGGACGUCGCCCGCGGAGCCCGCGAGCACAUCCACUCGUCCGAGGUCAUCCUCACGCUCGGCCACAGCGGCACCGUCAUCAGCUUCCUCAAGAGCGCGUUCCGCGAUCGCAAGUUUACUGUCAUUGUGCUUGAGUCCGCGCCCGGAUUCUCUGGCCAGCUCACCGCCAAGGAGCUCUCCGAGGCCGGCAUCCCCACCUUCCUCGUCCCUGACAGCUCGGUCCACGCCGUCAUGCCGAGAGUCACGAAGGUCAUCCUCGGCGCGCACUCUGUGAGCGCGAACGGUGGUUUGUUUGCCCUCGGUGGAUCUCUGGCGGCCACGCUCGCCGCGCGCACUCACGCCAAACCCGUCGUCGUCACCACCGGCCAGUUCAAGUUCGCCCCCGCUUGGAACCUGUACCACGAGUACGACGCUAUCGACUUCCAGGGUCCCGGUCCUGUCAUCGGCUACGACCACACGGGUGGAGGCGGCGGCUACGAGAAUGUCGAGGUCACUGACCCUCACUACGACUAUAUCCGCCCCGAGCUCAUCAACCUCGGCGACCACCCGCCGUCCUACAUCUACCGCCUCAUCAAGGAGGCGUACGACGACGAGGACAUCGAGCUCUGA